AUGGAGGUGGACAACGACCUUCCAUUACUGGAAGAAGAUGAGAUAAGCCUCUGUGAUUGCAUAGACAAUGAUGGGAACAUCAACCUGGAGAAAUAUCGCUUAUACAUGAGCCAAGAAGAUGAUAAGGAGGACUUGGAAGAGUCCAAGCUACAGUCGUUCUACAUGGAAGACAGCGACAGUGAGGGAGAAACAACAAAAGCCACCAGAGGCAGUUCAACAUCAAGGAAACGCAGAACGGUCAAAUCAAUCAAGCCGUACUACUUCGAUUCAGAAGGAAAUAAAGUUACUUUGGUGCCAAAACAGACAGUUUGGUAUCUCAUGUAUGUGGUGUCGCCUGCCCUGGAUUGCCCCAAAUUCAUGAAGAAAUUCAGAAGGAGGUUCCGAUUGCCAUACUCAGAAUAUUUGGACCUUCUCGAAACCACCGAGAGCAACGACAUGUUUCGGCGAUGGCGAUCUAAGGAUGCCACUGGCAAAGAAUCUUCCCCUUUACAAUUAUUGGUCUUGGGGGCACUUCGAUACCUUGGCAGAGGACUUACCUUUGACGAUCUCGAGGAAUACACGGCCAUAAACGAAGAGACUCAUCGCCAAUUCUUCCACGUAUUUAUCCAAUUUGGCGAAGAAGUGCUUUAUCCCUUGUACGUAACCAUGCCACGCACUGCCCAGGAGUUGAAGAGUCAUCGAAAAGAAUUCGAUAUUGGGGGGCUUUAUGGAUGCGGUUGGUCCAGUGAUGCAACAAACGUUGUAAUGUGGAGAUGUUCGCACAACCUGAAACAAGCCAACACAGGAUUUAAACAAUCGCACCCUGCCAGAACAUACAAUCUGACAUGCAACCAUCGUCGAGAAAUACUGCACACAACAAAAGGGCACCCGUCUCGCUGGAAUGAUAAGACAUUGGUGCUCUUCGAUGAUUUCAUUACCGGCAUUCACGAAAAUAGAAUACUGCAAGAUGUCAAAUUUCACCUGUUUUCUUGGUCUGGCGAAGUCGGCAACUCACAAGUGGAAUACACAAAUUACAGUGGAGCAUGGGGUCUUGUUGACAACGGAUAUCACAGAUGGGCUUGCACACAAGCCCCUGCCAAGAUGAGCUUUCUGCGAUCAGAACAGCGCCUCAGCGAGUGGAUUGAAUCAUUCCGGAAGGACGCAGAGUGCACCUUUGGCAUCCUCAAAGGUCGAUUCAGAAUUCUGCGAACUGGCAUUCGCUUGGACGGGCCAGAGGCCGCAGAUAGAAUCUGGCUGACUUGUUGUGCUCUUCAUAACAAGCUUCUCAAGGCAGAUGGUUUAUUGGAUGAAUGGGAAGGUGCAAGGGGCGAAAAUGAUGUUGACGACAUGAGAAGAUUUGCACCUUUCGCACUGCAGAGAUUGAAUGACAAUCAACUUCGUAGUUUUGGUGGCAGAGAGCACGAACGAGAAUGUAUUGACGAAGAGACCCGAAGACGUGCCACGAACAGCUUGCGAGGAGAGGAAGAAGAAAGUGCACAGGAAGAAGAGGAUUUGCAUGAAGACGAUGAUUAUUUGGCGGGACAACCCCAGCAAUAUGCGAUUGAUGGGAGCAUUCUGGUCAAUUCGCUCUCAUACGACGACUUUCGAAACAGAUUGGUGGAGCAUUUCGACAUUCUGUGGAGGAGACAUCGAGUGAAAUGGCCAGAAAGGAAAAUAUCUAAUAACUAA
This is a messenger RNA of Seminavis robusta, 1668 nucleotides long. The record is from the annotation of a GenBank genome assembly. NCBI's taxonomy places the organism in Eukaryota, Bacillariophyta, Bacillariophyceae, Naviculales, Naviculaceae.